AUGGCGGAACGCAUCCUCAUGAACGAGCUUAAGGCUCUGUCAAAUGAAAAAUGGCUGAAGGUUGAGCUACAUGAAGAAAGCAUCUUCAACUGGGACAUUGCUCUCUUCGUGCUUAACUCUGACUCCCUUUACCAUGGUGGCUAUUUCAAAGCCCGAAUGACGUUCCCCUCAAACUACCCUUAUUCCCCUCCUGGGUUCCGCUUCCUCCUCCCUCUCUACCACCCCAACAUCUACAAGGACGGCAGAGUGUGCAUUUCCAUCCUGCAUCCACCUGGUGAAGAUGAAAUGUCUGGCGAGCUCGCUGCAGAGCGUUGGUCUCCAGCACAGCGGGUGGAAUCUGUUCUGAUCUCCAUCCUCUCCCUUCUGGAUGACGCCGAGAUUUCAUCUCCCGCCAACGUUGAUGCAGCGGUGAUGUUGCGCGACAGCCCAGAGAAGUACCGCGACUUGGUCAAAAAGGAUGUCGAAGCCUCCAAGGCUACUGCCCCGGAUGAUUUCAGCAUGCCCAGCCCUGAAGCUGCCCCCGUUGUAGCGGAGAAGGAAGACGCCGACUUUUGGGCCGACUCGGAAGCAGACAGUGACCCAUUCGGCGGUAGUGAUUCCGAGGAAGAAGGGUCCGACAUGGAUCAACUGACCGCAAGUGAUCUUGAUGAUCUUGAUGAUGCGGGGGAGGCUGAGGAUGACGAUGAGAACGAGGAGGACGAGGAGGAUGAGAAGCAGAAUCCGUGA
Messenger RNA from Penicillium verhagenii, 726 nucleotides. RefSeq lists its product as uncharacterized. The record is from RefSeq and is a predicted model, not a curated record. Lineage: Eukaryota; Fungi; Ascomycota; Eurotiomycetes; Eurotiales; Aspergillaceae. Bases 1 to 726 code for a protein of 241 amino acids. Gene Ontology annotation, molecular function: ubiquitin conjugating enzyme activity. The transcript is spliced from 3 exons. Gene Ontology annotation, biological process: protein polyubiquitination; proteasome-mediated ubiquitin-dependent protein catabolic process.